AAGUUUUUAAUAAUCUGAGAAUCCGAUCUUGGAAAUUAUUUUCAAAUUUUCAUUCAAAUAUAGUUUGAUUUCCUUAGAUUCUGACAAUAAUGUACAGUUGGUACAUAGAGUACAUACUCUUGAUUUUCAGCCAAUCACGACUCGACAACGCAAAGUUAUCUCAUCAGAAGCUUCGCUGUUCUGUUCAUGGAAAGACACGUCGUUUUUGAUUGAGGUUCUAUUCCGGUAAAACAGUCAUUGAUAGUAGUCUUCGGGUAAUUACGUUAGUUUUAUAAAGUUGAUUGAAUUAUUUCAAAUAAUGGAUCUAAAGAGACUUUUGUGCCUACUUUUUAGUUUAUUAUGUGUUGUGUUAGCCAAAGAAAGCGGCUAUGUUUUAGAAUUUACAGAUGAUGACUUUUCUACAAGAAUCCAAGAACAUGAAACAGUUCUUGUCAUGUUUUAUGCACCAUGGUGUGGUCAUUGCAAAAAAUUGAAGCCUGAAUAUGAGAAAGCUGCAUCGGAUGUGGUUGGCGAGGAUCCACCAAUCACUUUCGCCAAGGUUGACUGUACAGAAGGUGGAAAAGAAUCCUGCACAAAGUUUGGAGUUUCAGGAUACCCAACCUUGAAAAUAUUCAAGAACGGAGAAGUUGAUAAGGAUUACAAUGGACCUAGAGAUGCAGCGGGUAUCGUGAAAUACAUGAAGGCUCAGGUCGGUCCCAGUUCGAAGGACCUUCCCACUGUUGCGAGCGUCAAUGCCUUCUUAGAGAAGGGUGAGGUGGCCAUUGUUGGAUUCUUCGAAGCUGAUAGUGAUCUCAAGUCUGAAUUUCUGAAGGCUGCCGACAAACUGAAGGAGAAAGUACAGUUCGGGCACUCAACUGCCAAGGAAGUCCUCGACAAACAAGGCAAAACUGACGACAUCGUUCUGUACAGACCAAAGCAUCUACACAACAAAUUCGAGCCAGAUCUUGUUGUCUACGAUGGCAAAGCAGAUAAACUCUCAAUCGAAAAGUGGAUCAACGCAAACUACCAUGGUUUGGUUGGACACAGGCAGAGAGACAACGCACAAGAUUUCAACACACCUUUGAUUGUUGCUUACUACGCUGUUGAUUACUUGAAAAAUCCCAAAGGUACAAACUACUGGCGUAACAGAAUUCUGAAGGUAGCAAAGACCUUUGCAUCGAAGUUCAAUUUCGCUGUGAGCGCCAAGGAUGAAUUCCAACAUGAAUUGAACGAGUUUGGUUACGACUAUGUGCCAUCUGACAAGCCCCUUGUCUUUGCUAGGACACAGGACAACAAGAAGUACAACAUGAAAGGGGAAUUCAGUGUUGAAGCAUUCGAGGAGUUCUUGAACGAACUGGACGCCGGCAACUUGGAGCCAUACCUGAAGUCGGAGCCGAUCCCAGACGACAACAGUGGCCCAGUGACUGUGGCCGUCGGCAAGAACUUCGACGAAGUGGUCAUCAACAACAACAAGGACACACUCAUCGAGUUCUACGCACCCUGGUGCGGUCACUGCAAGAAGCUCGCUCCUGUCUACGAAGAACUGGGAGAAAAGAUGCAAGGUGAAGAUGUGGCAAUAGUGAAAUUGGAUGCGACCGCCAACGAUGUGCCGAGCACAUUCGACCUGCGAGGCUACCCGACCCUCUACUGGGUGCCCAAGGACUCCAAGUCCAGUCCCAUCAGAUACGAGGGUGGACGUGAGCUUGAUGACUUUGUCAAGUACAUUGCUAAGCAUGCUACAAAUGAACUCAAGGGCUACGACAGGAAAGGAAAAGCUAAGAAAGAGGAGCUUUAAGAAGCAGUAAGUUGAGCUGGUACUUGAAAAUAUUUCCAGUGAACUUCAUCUUGAUGGAUUUGCUCGUUCAAUCAUAAAUAUUGUCAACAAGGAUGUACUUGUGAUACUCGAAGACCUGAAGAUGAAAUUCGCAAUUGCUGUUGUUUAUGAUACAAUGUUAUAAUGUGAUAGAGUGAUCAGAACCUACUUUUAAGGUUUUAGUUCAGAGCAAAUUUACAUGAAUUUAUUAUCUAGUAUUCAAUUUGAAUGUGAGCUGUCAAGCUCAUCCAAUUGCCGUAACAAAUAAGAUAGUUUUUCACUGACUAAAUUUUAUGUUUUCCAUGUUUAUAUGAAUGUUUUGCAUGAUAAUAAAAUCAUUGCCUUAUUUCUGUUGGUUAAUAAUAAAGACUCAUUUUCUUCGCCUCUCAUCUUAUAGAUAAUAUAAAGUCUAUGCAUAAAACUAUAGCUAAGUGAAAUGUUGUUUGUAACUAAAGAAAAUUGACUACGGUAUCAAUUGGCGGGCCCAAGAUUCAUUUCAUAAUAGCGAAUAACAUACUCAUCAUAAUUAUUGAUGGACCCAAUUUCUUGGUUGAAAACUCUUCUUCCUUAGGUAUAAUAUCAAGGAAAAUUAACAUUCCGUUUUUAAUAUUAUGUUGUUGUUAAUCUUGAACAAUUUAGCUAGCCAUUGCGUUGAUCGAUCAAAGUCGUAGUUUUCUGCAGAUGAAUUUAGAGGAAAUGAUUCAAUUAAAAUUCACUUAGUUAAUGUUGAAAAUGAAUCCUCGCUUUGAUCAAUAUGAUAAACAAGUGUUGUACGUUUUCAGCGUUGUGUACUUUGUAUUUAAAAUGUCCAGACUGGAGUUUGGAAUAGUUCUAGUAAUUAUUGAGUUUUUAUGCAUGUAAAAAAUCUUCACAAACUGUAGGAUUUGAAAAUUAUCGGAGAACUUGUCUUUUUUUCUAUGUACACCUUUUUAGACUGAUAAACUUUGUAUAAAUAAAUUGAUUAAAAACG
Nilaparvata lugens (brown planthopper) is the source of this 2762-nucleotide messenger RNA. RefSeq names its product protein disulfide-isomerase A3. The transcript has 10 exons. Lineage: Eukaryota; Metazoa; Arthropoda; Insecta; Hemiptera; Delphacidae. Gene Ontology annotation, cellular component: endoplasmic reticulum. Gene Ontology annotation, molecular function: protein disulfide isomerase activity. Bases 299 to 1774 code for a protein of 491 amino acids. Gene Ontology annotation, biological process: response to endoplasmic reticulum stress; protein folding. The record is from RefSeq and is a predicted model, not a curated record.